GAGCUUCAGUUACCAUUUAACUUCACUGCUUCCAUCAUCCUCCUCUCCUUCAUCUUCAUCAUAGUGAAGGAAUGGAAGAAAUCAAAAUCAGUUAAGAAGAAAAAGUUGCCUCCUGGUCCCUGGAAACUCCCUUUGAUUGGGCACUUGCUCCAUGUUGUAGGUUCACUUCCUCACCAUUCUCUUAGGGACUUGUCCAACAAGUAUGGCCCUCUCAUGCACCUCAAGUUCGGUGAAGUCUCGACCAUCGUUGUUUCUUCACCUAAAGUGGCCAAAGAGGUGCUCAAAACUGUAGACCCCGCAUGCGCUGACAGGCCACAAAGCCUAGCCAGUCAGAUCAUGUGGUACAACUAUAUCGACAUUGCGUUUAGCCCUUAUGGAGAGUACUGGCGGCAAAUGCGCAAAAUAUGCAUUUUGGAGCUUUUGAGUGUUAAGAACGUGCGUUCUUUCGAUUACAUCAGGAAGGACGAGGCCUCUCGUCUCGUUGAAUCCAUUCGGGCGAGCUCUGGGAGGCCAAUCAACCUGACCGACAAGACUUUCUUGUUCACCAGUGCCAUCACUUGCAGAGCUGCGUUUGGUAAAGUGUUGAAGGACAGGGAAACACUAAUCAGCUUGCUCAAGGAAGCAGUUGUCUUGGCAGGUGGCUUUGAUAUGGCUGAUUUGUUCCCUUCACUAAAGAUACUUAACAUCAUCAACUGGAACAAGUACAAGCUUUUGAAGAUGCGCAGCAAGAUGGACGCAAUUCUCGACAGACUAAUUGACGAGCACAAAGAUAACCUCGCGACAUCAAAGAAAGGCAACGGGGAGAUGGGAAGUGAAGAUUUGGUUGAUGUUCUGUUGAGAUUGAAGCAAAGUGGAGAAUUUGAGUUUCCAAUAGCCAACAACAACAUCAAAGCAGUCCUAUUUGACAUGUUUUCUGCUGGAACGGAGACCUCUUCGACGACUGUUGAUUGGGCCAUGGCAGAACUAAUGAGAAACCCGCACGUUCUGGCAAAGGCGCAGGCUGAGGUAAGAGAAACAUUUAAAGGAAAGGAAACGAUCGAAGAGUGCGAUGUGCAUGCGCUGAAGUACCUGAAAUUGGUAAUAAAAGAAACUCUAAGAAUGCACCCUCCGAUCCCUUUACUCCCAAGAGCAUGCAGAGAGGAAUGUGAGGUUGAGGGGUACACCAUACCUCUCAAGGCCAAAGUCAUGGUCAACACUUGGGCCAUGGGAAGAGACCCCAACUAUUGGCCUCAGCCCGAAAACUUCAAGCCCGAAAGGUUUGAGGAGAACUCCAUUGAUUACUUGGGAGCCCACUAUCAGUAUCUGCCAUUCGGGUCGGGCAGGAGGAUUUGCCCCGGGAUGACAUUUGGGUUGGCCAAUGUGGAGCUUCCUUUGGCUCAGCUUCUGUAUCACUUUGAUUGGAAGCUUCCAAAUGGAAUGAAACCUAGUGACAUGGAUAUGGCUGAUGCUGAAGGAAUUGCUGUCGGACGAAAACACAAUCUCCUCGUCAUUCCCACUCCCUAUAUACCUGAGAAUUAAAUCCGACCAAAGGUGGCGGCCCGAAAUCUUGAGUACCAUCUGAUCUUUGGCGCUGGAAGAAAUAUAUCUGUAUUUAAAUUAAUUAUUACUCGGUCGUUUAAUGUUGUGAACAUAUAAAAGUAAGUGCAGUAUUAAAUAAGUAUGAUAGUGUUGUACUUGUUUCUUACAAUGUAAUCUAUGAUUUCUUUAUUGAGGUUUUGUAGUUGUUUCACGUACCUCAGUAAGAUGAGUGAUUAAUUCUUUUGUACAAGAUUGAUUAAUUUUA
Sesamum indicum (sesame) is the source of this 1783-nucleotide messenger RNA. RefSeq names its product premnaspirodiene oxygenase. Gene Ontology annotation, molecular function: iron ion binding; monooxygenase activity; oxidoreductase activity, acting on paired donors, with incorporation or reduction of molecular oxygen. Lineage: Eukaryota; Viridiplantae; Streptophyta; Magnoliopsida; Lamiales; Pedaliaceae. The record is from RefSeq and is a predicted model, not a curated record.